AUGGACUCGUUUUCAUUUCGAAAUUCAACCACUUGGGCCACUAUGUCGGGUAUUGGCGGCAAGGGCGGCAAAGGCGGCAAAGGCGGCAAGGGCGUCACGUCCAAGCGGGCCCCGCAGUCCCGGUCGCAGCGCGCCGGGCUCCAGUUCCCCGUGGGCCGCAUCCACCGCUUCUUGAAGAAACGUGUAGCCAACAACCAGCGUGUAGGCGCGACUGCAGCCGUGUACGCUGCUGCGAUCAUGGAGUAUUUGACGGCCGAGGUGCUGGAACUCGCGGGCAACGCGUCGAAAGACCUCAAGGUCAAGCGCAUCACACCGCGCCAUCUGCAGCUUGCGAUCCGCGGCGACGAGGAGCUCGACACGUUGAUUAAGGCCACGAUCGCCGGCGGUGGCGUCAUCCCGCACAUCCACAAGAACCUCAUUAACAAGCAAAACAAGAAGCGAAUGCCGCUGUAG
Molecule: messenger RNA, 453 nt
Organism: Hyaloperonospora brassicae
Lineage: Eukaryota; Oomycota; Peronosporomycetes; Peronosporales; Peronosporaceae
Source: the annotation of a GenBank genome assembly